UUUUUCCGCGCGCGCACACACACUGCUUCUGAUGAAGUCUGUGAGUCAGGCUGUUUCUGAGCUCCGAUAGUUUAAUGGAAAGAUUUAUAUACCGGCUGUAUUAUUUACUUUGGGAGGGGAGGUGGCAGUAUAAGGGUAUGCUAAUUAGUAGGAGAUUUUGGGGGGAAGGGGUGGAAUAUCAAUUUUUAUUGCAUCACCUGUCAGGAGUGUCCAAUCAGCGUUGGCUUUAGGGGAAUUAAUUGAUGAAGGUGUCUCCGGACGAGCUCACUUCACUCUGUCAUUUUAUUUGUAGCUAAAGCAGCGGCGGGAAUAGCAGCUGCAUUUCUUUUCUCUUUCUCCCUUCACAUUCCAUUAUCAUAGUGCUCCAAUGGAGAAGGAAGGAGUAGAGGGGCCCAGGUACUGAUGCGCAUCGAGGACUCAGACCAACACACUGGCAGAGCUGAAACCGGAUGGGUUUUUUUCCCUCUUUUUAAAAAAAAAAAAUCGAAAACCAAAAAAAAAAAAAAAAAAAAAAAAAAAAAAAAGCAAGAAUCAAGUCAGUGUAAUUUCAUGGGGUUUUUCUCGCGCCCCCGCCCCCAAUAAUUCGCCUAGAGUUUGGCACUCCCUUCGCCGGGAAUAACAGUCUUUGUUAUUUUAUUAGCAGGAUGCCUUGAGACACACGCAGCAUCUGGCGGAGGAUUAACAUACAUACAUGUGUAUGUAUGCGUCACGUAUAUAUUUACUGCAAAUGGUGGGGAUCAUUUAGUACCCGAGAUGGGAGACCUGAAGUCAGGUUUCGAAGAGGUGGAUGGCGUGAGGCUCGGCUACCUCAUCAUUAAAGGAAAGCAAAUGUUUGCUCUCUCCCAAGUCUUCACAGAUCUGCUGAAAAACAUCCCGAGGACGACCGUGCACAAGCGCAUGGAUCAUCUGAAAGUGAAAAAGCACCACUGCGAUCUGGAGGAGUUGCGGAAACUCAAAGCAAUCAACAGUAUCGCCUUCCACGCGGCCAAAUGCACGCUCAUCUCCCGGGAAGACGUAGAAGCGCUCUACACCUCCUGCAAAACCGAGCGUGUGCUCAAGACCAAGCGCAGGAGGGUCGGUCGGGCCCUGGCCACAAAGGCGCCGCCGCCAGAGCGCGCCGCCGCCGCCAGCCCCCGCCCGGCUUUUUGGAAGGACAAGCACCAACUUUGGCGGGGCCUGAGCGGAGCCGCGCGGCCCCUGCCAAUCAGCGCGCAGUCCCAGCGUCCGGGCGCCGCCGCCGCGCGCCCCGCCGCCCAUCUACCUCAGAUUUUUAGCAAAUACCCAGGCUCGCACUACCCGGAGAUCGUUCGCUCGCCUUGCAAACCCCCUUUAAACUAUGAAACUGCCCCGCUCCAGGGAAACUACGUCGCCUUCCAUUCGGACCCCGCUUAUUUUCGGAGCCUGCUGUGCAGCAAGCACCCGGCCGCCGCCGCCGCCGCUGCUGCUGCCGCCGCCGCCGCCGCCGCUGCCGCAGCCGCCGCCUACUACCAGGCGGCUGGGCCCCAGCCCAAGGCGGCGACCGGCGCGGGAGGCCCGGUGAGCCUGACCUACCGCUGCAAGCGUAAGCGCGGGGGCACCAAGAACUGCCUGCUCGCGCCCCACGCCGGCGGCCGGCGCCUGCUGCUCCUGCCUAGGUCCUACAAAGCCAAGGCGGCGGCGGCGGCGGCGGCGGCGGCGGCGGCGGCGGCGGCAGCGGCCGCCGGGGCCACUUGCUUGGAGAGGUUUCAUCUGGUCAACAGCUUCUGCCCGCCUCCCCACCACCACCACCAUCACCACCACCACCAUCACCAUCACCACCACCAUCGGGCCCAGCAGCCAACGCCGAGUCACCACCACAGAUCGCAGCCCCAUCUCGGAAGCUUUCCCGAGAGUUGUAGCAGCGACUCGGAAUCCAGCUCCUACUCGGACCAUGCAGCCAACGACUCGGAUUUUGGCUCCAGUUUGUCCAGCUCCAGCAACUCGGUGUCCUCAGAGGAAGAGGAGGAGGAAGGAGAGGAGGAGGAGGAAGAGGAGGAGGAAGAGGGGGGCAGUGGGGCCUCCGAUUCCAGUGAAAUCAGCUCGGAGGAGGAGGACUCCUCCACCGAGUCAGACUCCAGCUCAGGCUCCAGUCAAGUGUCAGUGCAGAGCAUCCGUUUCAGGCGCACCAGCUUCUGCAAGCCUCCCAGCGUGCAGGCGCAGGCCAGCUUCUUGUACCAUCUGGCCUCCGCCGCCGCUGCAACCAAACCCGCUGCUUUCGAGGAUGCCGGCCGACUUCCCGACCUCAAGAGUAGUGUCAAAGCCGAGUCGCCAGAGGAGUGGAAUCUGCAGAGCUGGACUCCCAAAGGGGCUCCGGUGUACUGCCCGGCCAGCAUGGGGAGUUGUUUCCCAGAGAUAAGAAACGAUAGGGUAUCUGAGAUUACAUUCCCACACUCUGAAAUUUCCAGUACUGUAAAGAGAACUGACCUGACAAUUAACUGCCUGGCAGAGGGGGCCUCUUCACCUAGCCCAAAGACAAACAAUGUAUUUCCACAACAAAGAAUACUCCGAGAGGCUAGGAAAUGCCUGCAAGCAAGUCCUACUACACACUGUGCAGAAAACAGCACAAUAGCUGCUAGGUUCUUAAAUAAUGAGCCUUGUGGAACAGCAGCAAAUUCAGGAAAAGAUUCCAAAAUCCCUCAUUGUCCUGAAUUUGCUACGGAUUUGCCCUCCUCUCAGACUGAUCCCGAAGUGGAUGCAGCAGCAGCAGCAACAACUAAAGCUGAGAAUCUCUGCACAGACACGGGCGACAAGACAUUGCCAUUUCUGCACAAUAUUAAAAUCAAGGUGGAAGACAGUAGUGCUAAUGAAGACUAUGAACCUGAUCUUAUUAUCCAUAAGCUAAAGUGCGAGUGCAGUGAUACAAAGGGUGAGUUUUACAGUGUGACUGAGAAGAAAGAGGAGGACGUCUUGUUACCCACAGCCAAGGAAGGUUUUGCAUGUCUUGAGAAAGAAAGUCCUUCCUUAAAUCCACUGGCUCGGAGUCAGGGCCUUUCAUGCACUUUAGGAUCUCCAAAACCUGAGGAUGGGGAAUAUAAAUUUGGUGCCAGGGUGAGAAAAAAUUACCGGACACUAGUACUGGGCAAACGACCAGUCCUUCAGACACCUCCAGUCAAACCAAAUUUGAAAUCAGCUAGAAGCCCUCGUCCUACAGGUAAAACUGAGACACAUGAAGGAACACUGGAUGACUUUACAGUUUUAAACAGACGCAAAAAGGUAGCCAGCAAUGUAGCAUCAGCAGUGAAAAGGCCAUUUAAUUUCAUGGCAAAUUUUCCUUGUCCACCAUCACUCAUUAUUGGGAAGGAUGGGGAUUUGUGGCCAGCAUACUCCUUAAACACUACUAAGGACUCCCAACCUCCUCACAAGGCCCAUCCUAUAUGGAAAUGGCAGCUGGGCGGUUCUGCAAUACCUCUUCCACCUAGUCACAAAUUCAGGAAAUUUAAUUCAUAAGAUGUUUUGGAAGAUAUUUUCUUGAACCAUAUUACCUUCCUUUUGUUGUAAACUGCACAGGAUGGCUUGUACAAGUCCAUUAAUGGUGUUACACCCCCUUUGGAGUCCUGGUUUAUCGCAUUUUGAAGACAGAAAUCGGAUUACUUUUUUUUUUUUUUCCCAUUGCCGUUUUUU
Messenger RNA from Acomys russatus (golden spiny mouse), 3639 nucleotides. It is a transcript of the gene Skida1, whose product is annotated as SKI/DACH domain containing 1. The record is from RefSeq and is a predicted model, not a curated record. The coding region runs from base 754 to 3465 and encodes 903 amino acids. The transcript has a single exon. Lineage: Eukaryota; Metazoa; Chordata; Mammalia; Rodentia; Muridae.